Messenger RNA from Lingula anatina, 811 nucleotides. RefSeq names its product basic phospholipase A2 nigroxin B-like. Lineage: Eukaryota; Metazoa; Brachiopoda; Lingulata; Lingulida; Lingulidae. Gene Ontology annotation, biological process: lipid catabolic process; arachidonate secretion; phospholipid metabolic process. Gene Ontology annotation, molecular function: calcium ion binding; phospholipid binding. The record is from RefSeq and is a predicted model, not a curated record.
AUGUGGCUGUAUUCAUUGUGUCAUCCUCUGGGCUUCAUUUUCACCGUGGGUGCCUUUAUCACUAUAAUAGGGAGUAACAGUGGAGCGCCAACGUCUCCAGCCUUAAUAAGAGACAGCAAAUCUUUGGUAGACUUCGCCAUGUUCAUCUCCUGUCUGUCCGACCACUGGUUCACGGACUUCCUGGACUAUGGCUGCUAUUGUGGAUUCGAUGGGGGCGGGACUCCCGUUGACGAUAUUGAUAGGUGCUGCAAGGCGCACGACGAGUGCUAUGCGUUGAUACAGGAAGAGUGCGGCAGCCUAAGCCCAUAUCUCCUGCCGUACUCUGCCACCUGUGGCAUGGGAUUUAAGCGCUCUUUGCCUGCUCAUUGUUAUCCACCAUCGUCUUAUUGGUUGGAAGGUAGAUGUCGCUACAACCUGUGUGAAUGCGACAGAAGAGCUGCAGAAUGCUUCACCACCGGCAAAUACAAUCUCACUUACUUCGCGUACGACCAACGACUUUGUUAAGAUAUUAAAAAGACAUUCAUCUCGAAACAAAUCUUGCUAAAUGUUGUCCUUAGUUUUACAUUUACAUUUUAUGACAAGGGGCAGACAGGAGUUACACCGUAGGCUGGAACUUUUCGCUUUGGCAUUGGCCAGUCGCUUUUUAACAGUUCCUUAAAUAUUGGGCUAGAAUUUGUAUUGGCAAAGUCGGCUGAUCUUGCCGAUCGAAAACAUCAUGCUUUCAAACCUUAAAUCCAAACCUAUCUUUUGAUUUUAAUUUUAAAUAAACUUAAAAAGGUAAACUUUCAUUUCAGUUUUGUCUGAACCUAGU